GUGGGGCGUAGCAACUACAACUCCCAGAGGGCCGCGCGGCCGCGGGCCCUUCAGUUCCCAGGACUACCCCGGCCAGCGGGCGGAAGCCGGAGCUUCGGAGGCCGCUGGAGCCUGGAGCUGGCGACACCACGACGUGCGCCUUGGGACCUGCUGUCGGCGCGCCAACUGCCCACCACCUCUUGCCCCGCGCCGCCAUGAAGGACUCGUUGGUGCUGCUUGCCCGCGUCCCGGCGCACCCCGACUCCCGCUGCUGGUUCCUGGCCUGGAACCCCGCGGGGACCCUGCUGGCUUCGUGCGGUGGAGACCGUAGAAUCCGCAUCUGGGGCACCGAGGGUGACAGCUGGAUCUGCAAGUCUGUUCUUUCUGAAGGCCAUCAGCGCACUGUGCGGAAGGUGGCCUGGUCCCCUUGUGGGAACUACCUAGCCUCUGCCAGCUUUGAUGCUACCACUUGUAUUUGGAAGAAGAACCAGGAUGACUUUGAGUGUGUAACCACUCUUGAAGGCCACGAAAAUGAGGUCAAGUCAGUGGCUUGGGCCCCCUCUGGCAACCUCUUGGCCACCUGCAGCCGAGAUAAGAGUGUGUGGGUCUGGGAAGUUGAUGAAGAAGAUGAGUAUGAAUGUGUCAGCGUCCUCAAUUCCCACACACAGGAUGUCAAGCAUGUGGUUUGGCACCCGAGCCAGGAGCUAUUGGCUUCUGCUAGCUAUGAUGACACGGUAAAGCUGUACCGGGAAGAAGAGGAUGACUGGGUAUGCUGUGCCACCCUUGAGGGCCAUGAGUCCACUGUGUGGAGCUUGGCCUUUGAUCCCAGUGGCCAGCGACUGGCAUCUUGCAGUGAUGACCGUACAGUGCGCAUCUGGCGUCAGUAUCUGCCAGGCAAUGAACAAGGGGUGGCAUGCAGCGGUUCCGACCCCAGUUGGAAAUGUAUCUGCACUUUGUCGGGCUUCCACUCCAGGACCAUUUACGACGUUGCUUGGUGUCAGCUGACAGGGGCCCUGGCCACUGCUUGUGGGGAUGAUGCCAUCCGGGUGUUUGAGGAGGACCCCAGCUCAGAUCCACAGCAGCCCACCUUCUCCCUGGCUGCCCACUCGCGACAGGCCCAUUCCCAGGAUGUCAACUGUGUAGCCUGGAACCCCAAGGAGCCUGGGCUCCUGGCUUCCUGCAGUGAUGACGGGGAGGUGGCCUUCUGGAAGUAUCAGCGGCCUGAAGGCCUCUGAGCUACUACGACUUUGGAGUAAAGGUUCCCCAGGAAGCUGAAAGACUUCUAGUCCUCGGGGACCUGGAAAAGCUUGCUUGACCUUCAUUUAGCCUGGCUCACCUCUCCUGAGACCUGCAUGGCAGUGUGGAACCACAGGACUUUCCCUCCUUGGUCCAUGAGGACCUUGGUAAAGAGCCACAGGAUGUCUACAUUGUUAGCCACAGAGUUUGUCUGCUUUAGGGGACAGUGUGUUACAUUUUGGGGGAUGAAUAUAAUAUUUAUAAUCACGGCA
Molecule: messenger RNA, 1487 nt
Organism: Marmota monax (woodchuck)
Lineage: Eukaryota; Metazoa; Chordata; Mammalia; Rodentia; Sciuridae
Gene: Ciao1
Product: cytosolic iron-sulfur assembly component 1
Exons: 7
Coding region: 195-1214 (339 amino acids)
Biological process (GO): iron-sulfur cluster assembly
Cellular component (GO): cytosolic [4Fe-4S] assembly targeting complex
Molecular function (GO): protein binding
Source: RefSeq, a predicted model, not a curated record